Molecule: messenger RNA, 1584 nt
Organism: Nicotiana tabacum (common tobacco)
Lineage: Eukaryota; Viridiplantae; Streptophyta; Magnoliopsida; Solanales; Solanaceae
Product: hydroxyproline O-arabinosyltransferase NOD3-like
Molecular function (GO): glycosyltransferase activity
Source: RefSeq, a predicted model, not a curated record
UAUAUAUUAAACCUCCAAUUUUGACAAUGAAAAGAACAAACAAAAAACACAUACCUUCCUCAUAGUACAAGUCUUCAACUUGUAGAGCUUUGCAAAAAUCUUUCCAAAAUUCCCUUUGCUCUUUUCUUCAACGCCCAUUUUCAAAAUCAUAACCCACAUUUGUAUGAUCCGAAUCACAAAAUGAUACCAAGAAAGAACAACAUGGGUCGGGUUUCCCCAUUGUUACUGGUGUUACUCGCAUUAGGUUUCUUCUUUGCAACGUACAAUUUAGUCACAAUGAUAAUUCACAACAGGGUCGGUAGAAGUAACAGUACUGAAGAGUUCGACCCGGUUCCUAAAUCGGGUCUGUCGGGUUUAAAAGCUAGCGGGCGGAAAUUCCACGUGGCAUUGACGGCGACCGACGCGCCGUACAGUAAGUGGCAGUGUAGGAUCAUGUAUUAUUGGUAUAAGAAAAUGAAGGAUCGGGCUGGAUCAGAUAUGGGUGGGUUUACCCGGGUUUUGCAUUCGGGUAAACCUGACAAUUUGAUGGAGGAGAUUCCUACUUUUGUUGUUGAUCCCCUUCCUGAAGGAUUGGAUCGGGGUUAUAUUGUCCUUAACAGACCCUGGGCUUUUGUUCAAUGGCUAGAAAAGGCACCAAUCGAAGAAGAAUACAUUCUAAUGGCAGAGCCCGACCAUGUAUUUGCAAAUCCUUUGCCAAACUUGGCUCUUGGAGAUCACCCAGCUGCAUUCCCCUUUUUCUACAUAAAACCAUCUGAACAUGAGAAAAUUAUACGAAAAUAUUAUCCAGAGGAGCUGGGCCCAGUGACUAAUGUUGAUCCAAUUGGAAACUCUCCAGUAAUAAUUAAAAAGUCCAUUUUGGAGAAAAUUGCUCCCACAUGGAUGAAUGUUUCUUUGAGGAUGAAAGAUGAUCCAGAAACCGACAAGGCAUUUGGCUGGGUUCUAGAAAUGUAUGGCUAUGCUGUGGCGUCCGCUUUACAUGGUGUCCGCCACAUUCUUCGUAAGGACUUCAUGCUACAGCCCCCAUGGGAUCUGGAAGUUGGCAAGCGGUUCAUCAUUCAUUAUACCUAUGGGUGUGAUUAUAAUAUGAAGGGAGAGUUGACAUAUGGAAAGAUUGGUGAAUGGAGAUUUGAUAAAAGAUCUUACCUUCGCGGUCCUCCACCAAAGAAUCUCACUUUGCCCCCUCCAGGGGUUCCCGAAAGUGUGGUAAGAUUAGUGAAGAUGGUUAAUGAAGCUACUGCUAAUAUCCCUGGAUGGGAAACAGAGUGAGAGCGAGUUAGAUCCGAUAUAUGUACUUACCUAUAUUUAUACUUUGCUGAUUUUGUGAAGGCCAAUGCAUGUAAAGGGUGCCCAAUUUUGUCAGGCUUCAAGAUGGAUAAUCUUUAGAGCAAUAUAUGAUUUUAACAAGUAAAAUAGACAUGGUGCCAUACUAGAUAAGUUCUGUCAUUAGAUAUUCUUCUUUCUUUCUCCAUGGCACUUAUGGGCUAAACUAUAGAGAGUAUUCUUUUUGUAAAAUUCUGUUGCUGAAAUGUCUUUAUGUGUAACAGGAGAUGUGAUGAGCUAAAUGAGGGCUCAAAAAGUUUCUUU